GGUGGAGUUUAGCUCUGAGAAGAACAGGAAAGUCUCGUCCAAUGUUCAUGUCGCCGUAAAGGAUGACGGACACUAUGAAUUAUGUGUGAAGAGUUUGGAUUUUAAUCCAGGUUAGCUCUUUUUUCUGCGCCUCGAGAAUGGAGAGCGGCAAAUUGAGGACGCUCGUGCUGCUAGAGUUACCUUUGCUGUGCGUGCUCGUGCUCUCUGUGCAGGGUCAAGCUAGUCCAAAUCACGAGAAUGUGAUCGACCUUCUGGUGGCUUUGAACAUGUCCCACCACAUCGGCGGUGUGUCCAGACUGCAGAGUCCCAGCAGUGUGGUGUACAGACUUCGUUCCAGAGCCCCUCACUUGACUCUUCCUCAUGAAUACUCUGUCCUGUUGCACUCCACCAUUAAAGGUAGCAUGGGGGUGCAUCUGGUGAUGCAUCAGGCAAAGGGCUCUAGUGCUACUCUUUUCUCCAUCUCCUCUUCAUCCUCACCCACUCUCCAAAUCAUCUCCUCCACCCAAAACAAGUCUUUACGCUUGGACUACCAGACUGGAGAAGGGGCUAAGGACUUCUCUAGUCUUUUCUUCCCUGGAAGAAACCCUUUCUCCAGGGAUGAGUGGGUACAGUUGGCUGUGAGUGUGGAAACUGACAGGCUAACAUUUUUUGUUGACUGUCAAGAAGCUGUCGUUGUAUCGGCAAAAAGUGAAGAGAAGCUCAACCUGGAGCUGCCUCUAGAUGUUGUUGUCACUCUUGGCAGCACACCUGGAAGGAAGGACAGCAAAUUUAGUGGAUAUUUGAAAACAGCUGAGAUUUCAAAGACAGCAUAUCCAAGACGUCCCUGGCUCUGUGACAAUGUAACAGAUGUUCAUACUCCAUCUCGACCCGCAGACGCUCAUAGAUCAGCUUCUCCAACUGACAGCAGCCGACUGUUCCAGCAGGAUGCAGCUCCCAGUAAACCUCAGUCAAACCACAGGUCAGCAGUCCAAACCCACCAUUAUCCCCAUGACAUCCAGAGUGACCAGCUGCAGAGAGGUGUGCUGCUGGGACCCCCAGGAUCUCCUCAAGGGGUAAAGUCUGUUUCUCAGGCACAGAGGGAUGACAGGCUGAGGAAGCUGGAGAGGAGGCUGGAGGAGCUGGCUCUUAUGCUGGACAUGGUCAAAACUCAGAAUGCAGAUCUUCAGUCCCGUGUCCAGUACCUGGAGGGAUGUGAGUGUGUGAGGCCCCGAUGUGUGUGGGAGGGGCGUGAAGUUGAGGACGGACAGCAAUGGCAAAUUGACUUCAACACUGUGUGUACCUGCAAAUCAGGAGAGGUCACAUGCAGAGCUAAGAUCAAAGGGUGUGAGCUGGAUGGUACGGUACAUAACGUGUCCUACACCACUCUGGAUGGCUGUCAGACAUGUACGUGUAAGGGGGGUAACAGGGAAUGCUCCCCACUCCCCUGCCCUGCACUGGACUGCACAGAGAAGGAGAACAUACCUGGAGACUGCUGCCAGCGAUGCAGAGGCUGCGUCCAUUCUGGUGUUUCGUUUGAACACGGAGCCCAGUGGAGGUCCUCAGAGAAUCCCUGUGAAGUCUGCUACUGCUUGGAAGGUCGUGUCCGCUGUGAGAGGGAGCGGUGCAGCACCCCAUGUACAAACCCUGCUGUGCCUCCACCCAGCACAUGCUGCCCUGUUUGUCAAGGAUGUGGAGUGAAUGGCCACGACUUCCCAAAUGGAGCUGUGAUUCCUACUGGAGACCGUUGUCAAGAGUGUACAUGUGUGGUAUGUCAUACAGUUUCAAUUUCUUGGACAUUAUUAUGUUUUUAUUUGAUCUUAACAUGGUAUCUCUCCCUACAGAAUGGAAAUGUUGCUUGUUCCCCCCUUUCCUGUCCUGACUUGUCUUGUCGAAACCCUGUGCAUCAUGCUGGGGACUGUUGCCCACGAUGUGAGCAGUGUGAAUAUGAGUCAAAGGUUUAUCUAGAUGGACAGAAGUUCUCCUCCAGUAGAGACCCUUGCCUUCACUGUCGCUGCUCGGCAGGCGAAGUGUUUUGUGAGCAUUUUGAUUCAUCCUGUCCCACACUGAGCUGCAGCCAUCCUGCUAAACGCAAAGGAGAGUGCUGUCCUACAUGUGAGGAGUGUGAGUAUGACAGGAAGGUGUAUGCUGAUGGGAAAGCAUUCACUCCUGCUGGAAGUGGACCCUGCCUGCAGUGUAGGUGUAAGGGUGGGAAUGUUAUUUGCCGUGAAGAGAAGUGCCCCCCUGUCCAAUGCUCCAACCCCAUCAUAGACCCACUUCUCUGCUGUCCAAUAUGCAAAGUUUGUGUGUUGGAGGGAGUGGAAUAUGAGGAAGGCUCCAACUGGCACCCUGAGGGUCCCUGCUCCAGAUGCACUUGUGUGAACGGGGAGACUGUGUGUACACACACACAGUGCCCACCCACUGAGUGCCUGCAUCCCACUAAGGCCAGCGGCUCCUGUUGUGCAGUGUGUGAAAGCUGCACCUAUAACCGUCGUAUUUACAACAAUGGACAGAGAUUUACAACCCCUGACCAGCCCUGCCACAUCUGUACCUGUCAGUAUGGCAGUGUGGAGUGUGAGAAGAGACCCUGUCCUCCUCUCAACUGCUCCAACCCACACACACCACCAGGAGAGUGCUGCCCCAAAUGUCCAGAUUGCGCCUUUGAAAAUCGUGUCUUUUUGGAUGGAGAGGCGUUUCCUAACCCUGUGAGUGUGUGUGAGGAGUGUAAGUGUGUAAGCGGCACAAUCGACUGCCACCAAACUCAAUGCCCUUAUCCUCACUGUAACGCACCUCUACCUGGAACAUGCUGUCAGAACAACUGCAACGGCUGCAGCUAUGCGGGGAAAGAGUAUCCCAACGGACAGGACUUUCCUCAUCCUACUGACUCAUGCAGGACAUGUACUUGCAUAAAUGGAAACGUCCAGUGUCUGAUGAAGAGGUGUCCACCGCUGCCCUGCUCCAACCCAAAUGUGUUGCCUGGAGACUGCUGCCCCCAGUGUCCAGCUCCCCCUUCAGACUGUGUAUAUGAAAGACACUCCUACAGACACAAUGAGCGUUUCUACCACCCAACUGACGGCUGUCGCUCAUGUGUCUGCACUGAUGGGAACGUUCACUGUCAACGCAAGCCCUGCCCCUUUGCUGCCUGUUCUCACCCAAUCACACAGGAGUGCUGCCGGACCUGUGAAGGCUGCCUCUAUGAGGGUCAAGAGCGAGCUAACGGGGAGUCAUGGGAUGACCCAGCAGACCCGUGCGCAGUAUGUGUUUGUCCUGAGGGAUCUGUUCAGUGCGAGAGGAAGCGCUGUCCACCUACCAACUGUAAACACCCUGUCCAGAGACAGUGCUGCAUGUCCUGUGAUGGCUGCAUGUUUCAUGGUAAAGAAUAUCCUGAUGGCGUAGAGUUUGGUGACGACAAAGACCCCUGCAGAGUUUGUUACUGUUACGGAGGGGAGGUCGUGUGUUCAGAGAUGCCCUGUUAUGGAGACUGCAGCCAUCCUUACAAACCUCCCGGACAAUGCUGUGGGGAAUGUGAUCGCUGCUUCUAUAAUAACGCAGUCCUAACAAACGGACAAUCGAUCCCAGACCCUGGAAACCUCUGCUCUGAGUGUACCUGCCAGAGCGGAUCAGUGCGAUGUGUGAAAAAGUUGUGUCCGGCAGCUCUAUGUCCUCACCCUGUCACCAACCCCUGUGGAUGUCCUGUCUGUGAAGGUUGUCAAAUCCAAGGUGUGACUUACGUCGAUGGACAGACACUUCCAGGAGGAGAGGGCGGAUGCCAAGACUGCACAUGCUCAAGGGGGGAAGUGGUGUGUAUAAAGCGAGCAUGCCCUGCUGUACUGUGCCCACACCCUGCACUGGAUGGCUGUGCAUGUGGAGUGUGUGAUGGAUGCAACUUUAAUGGACGAGGCUGUUUUAAUGGAGAACGGUUUCCACAUCCAACUGACCACUGCCAGCUCUGCUCCUGUCUGAACGGUGCUGUGGUGUGUACCCGUGUGUCUUGUCCCAGUGUAUCCUGUGUGCAUCCAGUUACUCCCCCUGGUGAGUGCUGCCCUGUCUGCACGGGGAUCUGUCUCUAUCAAGGGAAAGAAUAUCAGUCCGGCUUGUCCUUCACUUCACCCUCUGAUCCAUGCUCAUCGUGCUCCUGUCUGAACGAGGCAGUGAACUGUCAGAGGAGACCUUGUCCAGUCCGGUGCUCCCACCCGUUACCUUCAGACUCGUGCUGUCCAGUUUGUGACUCUUGUCUGUAUGAGGGUUUGGUCCACCCUCACGGUCACACCUUCACUCCCUCUCCCAACCCCUGCCAGCGCUGCACCUGUGUCAGAGGCACCGUCACAUGUGUGCCCCUGGUCUGUCCUCCUACACCCUGCGCUCGACCAGUUACCAAGCCGGGACAGUGCUGCCCUGAGUGCACAGUAUGUACACUUGAUGGCCAGGAGUUCAGUGUUGGGCAGACAUGGCCCCUGAACUCAAACCACUGCUCCACCUGCACUUGCCAGGCAGGUGAGAUACAGUGUGCACCUCCUCAGUGUCCCAAGCUGCCUUGUAUGCAUCAAGUGACUGAUCCAGGAGCCUGCUGUCCUCGCUGCAGAGGUUGUGUGUACGGAGGAGAGGAGCAUGCUGAGGGCAGCAGCUGGUUUGCAGACUCCACCCCCUGUAUGACCUGCAUGUGUGUGGAUGGGGUGACCACGUGCUCUGAGGUGCGCUGUUUGUCUCCCUGUAUGAACUUCAUCAACGUGCCGGGGGAGUGCUGCCCUGUGUGUGCAGACUGUGUGUCCGAGGGCAGAGUAUAUGGCCCAGGAGACAGUUUCCAUCCAGCUGGUGACCCAUGUCAGAUCUGCACAUGUGAGGUGAUGCCGGAUGGAGAGCAACAUCUGAGGUGUUACAGGAAGCAGUGUCCAAGUUUGGUCGACUGUCCAAAGAGCAACAUCUUGUUCUCUGGACCAGAUUCCUGCUGUCCUGUCUGUGCUCAGCCUCUCAGUAACUGCACGGCUGCACUGAUUGGCAACGAGGUGCUGGCGACAGACGACCCUUGUUUUACAUGCCAUUGCAAGGACCUGACAUGGACCUGUUUACACCAUACCUGUCCCCCACUCACCUGCCCUCAUAAUGAGCAGUUCACCCCUCCGGACUCAUGCUGCCCUGUGUGUAAAGAUUGCAUGAUUGAGAGCCAGAACCAACGUGUCGCCAAUGGCAGCAGAUGGACUGACAGCGAUGAUGACUGUGUCACAUGUACCUGUAACAUGGGUUACAUCGAGUGCAGCAUUGAGGAGUGUUUACCUGCUGAUUGUCCGAAGGGUCAUAAACAAGUGAAGAUUCCAGGGAAAUGCUGCUAUGAGUGCCAAGACACAGGCGCGUCAUGUUUGCACCAGGGAACAGUGUAUCAAUCCAACGAAAGGUGGGACGUGGACGAGUGCACGGGCUGCAUGUGUGUGUCUGGAGACGUACACUGUCACAGUGAACGCUGUCCUCCCCUCACCUGUGCAACAGAUGAGAUGCCAGCUAUCGUCCCUGGAUUGUGUUGUCCUCACUGCCUUCCUCGUCCAGCCACCUGCAUUGCUUUUGGUGACCCUCAUUAUAACACCUUUGAUGGACGCAUGCUGCACUUUCAGGGAGCGUGCACUUACGUCCUGGCGCAGGACUGUGAAGGUGGAGACUUCAGUAUUCAUACUACAAAUGAGGAUCGUGGCCGUAAAGGAGUGUCCUGGACUAAAGAGGUGACUGUGUUUAUUGGAGACCUCACCGUGCAGCUCCUCCAGGACUGGGUUGUGAAGGUGAAUGAUGAGGUUGUGACUUUGCCGUUUCUCAGAGAACCAUACAUCUAUGUAGAACGACAAACCAACACCAUCUUACUCAACACCAACAUUGGGCUGAAGGUGCUGUGGAGUGGGCGUUCACAUCUGGAAGUGAGUGUGCCAGGCUCCUACAAGGGUCACACCUGUGGGCUCUGUGGAAACUUCAACAACUACUACCAGGACGACCUCCGAAUGCCCAGCGGACGCAUCAGUCUGUCAGAGUCUGACUUCGGAAACAGUUGGAGGGUCACAAAUGGCAGCCACUCCCUCUCAUCAUGUCGGCCUGGUCAGGACGUGGACCCCUGUAAAGAUGCAGGAUACCAGGCCAAAAAGAGUGCUAAUGCUCGCUGUAAGGUGCUAAAGUCUUCAGUGUUUAAGCCGUGCCAUCGCGUGGUUCCACCUGAGCCCUGGUACGGGGCCUGUGUGUACGACCUCUGCGCCUGCGGGGCCAACUCUGACGAGUGUCUGUGUGACACGCUGGAGGCCUACGCCAGCCAGUGCCGAGACGCUGGAGUAGUCUUGCAGUGGAGGAGCCCCUCACUCUGUGCUGUGGGCUGUCCAGUGGAGAGGGGCUUUGUGUUUGAUGAGUGCGGACCCCCAUGUCCUGUAACCUGCUUUAACCUUGAUGUACCACUGGGGGUGAUAGAGAGCCACUGCUUCAAGCCUUGUGUACCAGGCUGUCAGUGUCCUGCUGGUCUGGUUCUGCACAACAACUACUGUAUACAGCCUGAGAAGUGCCCAAAGAUCAUCCAUGAUAACCCUUCAUAAAGCUUGAACUGCUCCUAUGAACAAUUACCUACACCCUGGAAAACACACAUGCACUAAUAAUAAACAGUCUCCUGAAGGACUGCACACAUGUUUGCUUAACAAGUCUGAAACAGCAAAAUAUCUCAACACAUCAACCUCUGUGACCCGUGGAUUUAACAAAGGACUGAUUGGAAAAACUGCUUUUAACUGUUUUUUUUAUGUUAUUGUUACAUAUAGCACUGAUAUUUAUACUAGACAGGGGUUUGUUGUUUUUAUUUCACUGGUAUUGAUUCUGUUGUGUUUUACACAUUUUUGUGAAAAUGUCCACAUUUUCUUCAUGACAUCAACAGUAUUACUUGCUAUAAAAAUGUUGUUUUACUGUAAAGGCCUAUUUCAGCACUGUGUGGUGUGUGACUGAAACUACAGUAGGCCACAUUGUCUCAGGCUAUCUUUUUUCCUUUG
Molecule: messenger RNA, 6971 nt
Organism: Cheilinus undulatus (humphead wrasse)
Lineage: Eukaryota; Metazoa; Chordata; Actinopteri; Labriformes; Labridae
Product: kielin cysteine rich BMP regulator
Exons: 45
Coding region: 138-6530 (2130 amino acids)
Molecular function (GO): protein binding
Source: RefSeq, a predicted model, not a curated record